Molecule: messenger RNA, 2079 nt
Organism: Lolium rigidum
Lineage: Eukaryota; Viridiplantae; Streptophyta; Magnoliopsida; Poales; Poaceae
Product: putative wall-associated receptor kinase-like 16
Exons: 2
Coding region: 1-2079 (692 amino acids)
Biological process (GO): cell surface receptor signaling pathway; protein phosphorylation
Cellular component (GO): plasma membrane
Molecular function (GO): protein serine/threonine kinase activity; ATP binding; polysaccharide binding
Source: RefSeq, a predicted model, not a curated record
AUGGUGCUGCUGGCGUUCCACCUCACCGGCGUUGGAGCCUUGGCGCCACCGGCAUACUGCACGAGGGAAUGCGGCGGAGUGAAGAUCCCUUACCCGUUUGGGGUCGACAUUGAGGAUGGCUGCCAAAUUAAUGAGACCCGGUACCGGCAAGGGUUCAAGCUGGCAUGCCGAGACUUCAACGGGGGCCGCGGCAAGAGGCUAUACUACUACAACAAUGAGGUGCUCGACAUCUCGCUGCAGAAUGGUCAGGUCCGGUGGUUGAAUAACAUCUCCUCCUACUGCUACAACGCCACCACUGGGGGUAUGGAGGUCAAGAGCCCGCCCGCGCACCUGGACUUGAAUGGCGCAAUCUUCAGGCUCUCCUACAUCGCCAACAAGUUCACCGUCAUCGGGUGCAAGACACUCGCGUACGUCGGCGAGACGAACAAUGUUAGCUCCUACGCUGCCGUCUGCGGGGCUUCAUGCAAGAGCGACAACAUUCCUUCGCUAACCACUGGCACCUGCGAGGGGAUAGGUUGCUGCCAGACGGCGAUCCCCAAGGGGCAGGAGAACUAUCAUGUGUGGUUUGACAAGAACUUUACCAAGGAGCCGGAGAAGGGCAUCACCGGCUGUAGCUACGCGGCCCUGGUGGAGGAGUCCAACUUCACCUUCUCGGCGAGCUACCUUACUUCGUCGGCGUUCAUGGACACCUACAGUGGGCAGGCGCCGCUCGUGCUGGAUUGGGCUGUUGGUACCCUGGCCGGGGAGACGUGCGAGUCAGCCCGCGCUAAGCCCAAGUCGUACGCUUGCGUUAGCGACAACAGCGUGUGCGUCAACUCGCCCAUUACUGGAGGGGGCUACAUCUGCAACUGCUCCCAAGGAUACCAAGGAAAUCCAUACCUUGAGCUUCAAGACGGAUGCCAAGGUACCAUUGCAAAGAUUGUUGGCUCGGUAUUAUUGCUACUUGCUGUUUUGAGUGGGAUUUUCUUCUUCUAUAGAUGGAAACGAGAUAUCAAAAAACAACAACGGAAGAUGUAUUUCCGAAAAAACCAUGGCCUUCUAUUGGAACAACUCAUAUUAUCGGAUGAAAAUGCAAGGGACAAGACAAUGAUUUUCUCCUUGGAAGAGUUGGAGAAGGCAACAAACAACUUUGAUGAAACUCGUAUUGUAGGACGUGGAGGACACGGGAUGGUAUACAUAGGCAUCUUAUCUGACCGGCGUGUGGUGGCUAUCAAAAAGGCAAAACUUGUUGAGGAAACUGAGAUCAGUGAGUUUAUUAAUGAGGUUGUAAUCCUCUCCCAGAUAAAUCAUCGACAUAUUGUGAAGCUCUACGGAUGUUGUCUUGAAACAGAGGUGCCCCUCUUAGUAUCUGAUUUCAUCCCUAAUGGCUCUUUAUUUAAGGUCUUGCAUGCUGAGUCGGGUACUCGACUGCCUUUAUCUUGGGAUGAUUGUUUGAGGAUUGCUCUAGAAGCUGCUGGAGCUCUGUGUUAUCUACAUACAUCUGCUUCCAUAUCGGUUUUUCAUCGCGAUGUGAAGUCAUCUAAUAUAUUGCUAGAUGGAAAUUACACUGCUAAGGUUUCAGAUUUCGGUGCGUCGAGAACUGUUCCUAUUCACCAAACUCAUGUGACUACAAAUAUACAAGGAACAUAUGGAUACUUGGAUCCAGAGUAUUAUCAAACUGGGAAACUGAAUGAGAAAAGUGAUGUGUAUAGUUUUGGAGUGGUACUCGUAGAGUUGCUUACCAGAAAGAAGCCUGUUCUAACAACAAGCAGUGCAGAUGGAGAAUCUCAUCAAAACCUGUCCAUCUACUUCAUUUCGGAGAUAAAAACGAGGCCACUGAGAAAGGUGGUGGCUCCUGAAAUUCUGGAAGAAUCAAAUGAGGAUGAAAUUAAUACUGUUGCAUCUCUUGCCGAGAUGUGUUUGCGUCUCAAGGGAGAAGAAAGGCCUACAAUGAAGCAAGUGGAGAGUACAUUACAUUCUCUGCGAACAAAAAGGUUAACCUUCAGUCAGUCAUCUGUCAGUGGUUAUAAACCUCAGGCCACUCAUACGGUCAACAAAGGUCAUUCAGGAUCAUCUAGUGCUUUCAGCAUUCUGGAGUGA